AUGGAAGUAAAGACAAAUCAACAAGCUAAGUAUAUACUACUCCUGCGUGCAUGGAUAAAGCUGGGCGUCCGGUACCAGGGAGUGAAGGUGGCCAUGGGGCAAGUUUGCGAGUCGCGAUGGAGAUUCAGGGGUAGACAAUCCAAGGGCAGAGUGUGGUUGGGUACUUUUGACGCAGUGGAGGAAACAGCCAGGGCUUAUGACGAGGCCCAAGCUGCUUGCUGCAUGAGAGGCUCAUUCGCAUUUCUCAGCUUCCCAAAUGAAUAUCACCCUGGUUCUAACAUUGCAACGUCAUCUUCUUCAGCUCCUUUGAGGAGCCGCCAUGAAGUGCUCAAGUACUUGGAUGAUAAACUCUUGGAGGAGCUUCUGGACUGA
Molecule: messenger RNA, 372 nt
Organism: Neltuma alba
Lineage: Eukaryota; Viridiplantae; Streptophyta; Magnoliopsida; Fabales; Fabaceae
Product: ethylene-responsive transcription factor ERF096-like
Exons: 1
Coding region: 1-372 (123 amino acids)
Biological process (GO): regulation of DNA-templated transcription; ethylene-activated signaling pathway
Molecular function (GO): DNA binding; DNA-binding transcription factor activity
Source: RefSeq, a predicted model, not a curated record